Molecule: messenger RNA, 4524 nt
Organism: Ectocarpus sp. CCAP 1310/34
Lineage: Eukaryota; Phaeophyceae; Ectocarpales; Ectocarpaceae
Source: the annotation of a GenBank genome assembly
AUGAGCAAGGGAUAUCUGACGUCGCGAGAUGAGGACGAAGAAUACUUCUCAGCCAGCGAUGGCGAUGGGCGGAAUAUCUCGCCCUCGCAAUCUGGGGAUGAAAUGUCAUUGGCACAGGAUGGAAACUAUCAAGACGAACAAACGUGUGGUGCCGUUCGCACCGAUGCGGGUGUUGCUAACGACCGCAGCAAGUGCGUGAAGACAGACGCGGGGCACCAGUUGCCACCGUUCGUGAAUGCGGCACACCAUGCUGCAGAUGAGGCGGCACAUGUAGCAGGAUUGGGACCUGGACACGAUGAGCUGGUUGCAGCAAGACACCCAACCAUGGAGACUCGGUCGCCUGCAGUUGGCAAUUCCAGUAGCUCCCACUUUUGCAACGCCGCCGAACCAGGUGGUGUGAAAGAGCCCACUACCGAGCGUCAAGAAGCAGCCACCAACGCAGAGCCAGAAGGCUUUCCGGAAGUUGGUCGAGGUUGUAUCGAAACGGGUUCUGAGGCCAAUGGCGAGUUGAUGGUGGACAACAGCCGCACAGAAAAUGAGGCAGGGACGACGGCGGAGAAGGUCGAUGAAGUUCAUGCUGUUGCAUCUUUUGGGGCCUUCUCUGUGUCUUCCCUCAAGUUUAGAGUGGCAGAGGACCUCGAUGGGGCAGAAAGACCAAUCGUCAUUCGCUUGAGCGACCAGCAUGGGAACCGCCGAGAAACAACCCCGCGGACCUGUUCCAAUGUCAACCCUUUGGCGCCGAGCGAUGGCAGGGCUACAGUGUGGUGCGGAGAGCUUCAGGCGAGUGCAUGUAUCGAUGUGGUGGAUGACACGUAUCCUGCAUGGGAGACUUUCGUACCCUUUGGAUCGGAUGGAGACCAUUGUAUUCGUGUCGUUUUCUCCACCCUCCAGAUGCCCAUUCUUUCCGGUGUGGACGCGAUUCUCUUCGAGAUUUUUCUCGUAGCCAAGCCUACCUACACCAACCACGGAUGCGGCAAUCCCGAGACGACGAAUACCAUCGGAAGAGGCGGCAGCGUGCCCACGUGGCGCGACAGACGAGGACCCGCCAACGCUGCGGACCACCACCGCGAACAUCAACAACUUUCAGGGUCGAUCGAAAGGGGUUGCAAAACACCCCGAAGCUGGGGAUCCCAAGUUGAUCCGAAGCGAGAGUCCCAACCCUACGCUCUCAUUGGCGCCGUGGCGCUCCUGCUGUCGGAGGUCGUUGGGGCGUGGCGCACGAUGGAGUCGCCGUUGUUCGAUAUCGCGGGCGGCGUUACCGGCAGGAUCAGGAUGGCCGCCAGAAUUGUCGGGCGACCGAACUCAGGGCCUGGAGGACCUCUGGAGGGCGAAAGGCGUCGAAGCCGCGGAGACGCAAAGAGAGGUGAACCUUCAUCAGCGUUUGAAGGUGAUGGCUGCACGCCAACGAGACUCCCGGCGGCACAAGUAGCAGAGGCAGAGCGAGGCGGGCCGUGCGGCUGCCGUCGAGAAUGGGAUUGUUCACCUACAUCGCCCUGUUGCGGUCGCCAGCAUGGAAGAAGAGGACGAGGAGCAAGCGGCAGCAGGGGCGGGCUUCCUUCAUUCUCGCGCAGUGAAGAUCCAGCGGAGGCUGCUGCUGAGCAAGGCGACUUGCUGGGGGGGGCACCAGCAGCGGCGAAGGUGUUGUGCUGUUCGAGGGUAGGGACAGACGAGACGGUGCCUAGAGCGGUGAUACUCUACCACGGGAUGAAGCUCCCCUUCCGAUGGCUCAGGAGCGGCACAGCAAGGUCGAUGGAUAAAUCCCUCCGAGAAAUGCUUGGCAUCAACGACACGUCCAUCGCGUCCCCAGCAUUGUACGACGUAAGCACCGGUGAGCACGUGCGUCUCGAUCCCCGCAAUGCUUCCGGACGCACGCUUUUGGCCGUUUCUGAAGGCGAUUCAUCUUUUUCGCCGCAGCACACCCGCUCUUCGCGGUCCAGCCAGCGAGUCGGAGGUGGGGAGAACGCCGCAGGGUUAUCAACCUCGAAGAACGCAUUCACGCACACAAGCGGGCGAGAUGAAAAACGCUUCUGCCGCCGCUUCCGCUGCCGCCGACGUCGACACGACACAGCUACUGGAUUUGGGCACGAUGACGGUCAGGGUCUACGACUACAGCUGUCCCUCGCGAGGACAAAAGUCUGCCCGAGUGAAGCUCCAUCCGCUAUUCGGAGGAGUGCCUCUGACGGGAGCUUGCGCUGCUUCACCCAACCCGCCGUCGUCACAACAACUGCCGGGGACGGCAUCGUAGCGGGACUAGCAAAACAAUCUCUAGGUUGUUCAUGUCUAAACAGUGUUGCCGGUGCGAGUGAUGUCGCAUUGUGGAAAAAGGACAACUUCGCAAGAGAGGUGACAGAGCGACAGCAACGGCUACAUCGCAAGCGGGAGGAGAAGAAUGCCGAAGAGGAAAAACAGCGCCGGCGAGAAACAGAGCACGCAAAGGCGGUGGCAGGCAGGCUGGCGCAUCGCGGCAUGGAGGAGAAGCAGGAACGCGAACACAACCAGACCACAGCGCUUCUGGAAGGUCUUCGAGAAGAAGUCGCUUCGCUGACGGCGACGGCCUACGAGGGACUGGUGGCGGUUUCAAUCGACGCCCUGGAGAGAGAGUUCAACGACAGCGAUGCGGAUGACCAUCAAGGCAUGGCCGACCAAAGCGUCGGCAACACCACCACUACAGAUGCGCAGGACAAGAAAGGCGUAGAUCGUGCCGUGACUUCGCUGAAAACGGACAUCGCCCUAUUGAGCCGACUACGAGCGGAGAGAACCAAGUGCCUGGAAGAGUGCCUUGGCGAGAUCCACGCCAUCAAGGAUGCUACAGCAGCUUUUGACGGACCUCCAACACCCACCGUCGCCGCCGCUACCACCGCAUACAUCAAGCGCGCAGCGGCCUCUAGGACCCCCGCAAAAACUCGAGCCGGUGGAGCAGGCGCCGGAAACGACGGCGAUCCAAAAACUAGCCCCAGCGUUAAUGGUCCUGGCGAACACGGUGGCACUGGCGUGGCGAACGCCGAGCAACGCGCCUCGUUCCUUGCCGCCGGGCAGCUGGGAAGAGAGGGAGGGACCAUUCACCACUCCGAGCGAGAUUCUUCUGAACAUGUGUUUCGUGGGGGCGGAGGUGAUGACCGUCUCUCGUUCCACGCGGCAUCUCCAUCGCUUUCGGCAACGACAAAGAGCUCCGGCAUCAACGGUAGUGGAUCUCGAGGGCGCAGACAGGCGGCGGCGGCGGCGGCAGAUGCGCGGGCGGGCGACGUGUGGGAGAGCGUCCGCAACAAGGACGACGCGAUCCUGGAGAAUUUCCUUACUCGGCACACCCGGGAAACAUUCGAGCUGCUAGGGGGUAAGGCGAGGCUAGCUCAUGCUCGCGCAAGUGGAGUCUGCGAGAAUGAGGAGGGGCCGGGGGGGGCGCGGUUCGACGCGGAUUCCGGGUGGGGUUCCAGCUUGCUGUGGGCCCUUUUUCGACAUUUUUCGGACUUUUCUCUCCCGUCUCCGACCAGCCCCCAGCGGUGGUCGAAACCCGUCACGGCGGGUUCAGUCUCGAGGGAAACGGCGACAACGAACGAUUUUUCCGACGUUCGCGGAAGCCCCCGAGAGCCGACAGCCUCCUCGAUCGAACCCCCGGUAGGAUGCGACGGAGUUCCCGAGAGAAGAAUGAGUCUCAUGGCAUUCUUGUUGGUUUGCCGAAGCGCCGGACUGAUUUGGCCGGCUGGUGGCGGCGGCGGGAUGGUUGGAGGCGGCCGAGCCAGCCGGAGGGGAGGCGAGAGUCCCGGGCGCGGCCGUCGCCAGGGCGGAGGGGGCCGUCGACUCGAUCCUUCCGAGGCGGCUCGCAUUUUCACUCGCACCAUGAUAAUCUACGGCAGCAUGGGCUCAGGAGCGCACCACCACACUGCUACCUGCAACGACCAUGAGCGGGACAGCACAGCACAGCAUUGUGACCACCGCAGAGCGAAGUCUCCCCGCGACGGUCGGAGAAAGGCAGCCCACGGAAAAGAUCAACAAAGUCCCGGUGACUUCAAAGCUUCUCCUGCUCGACGCCACCUUCAACGAACCAAACACAUCAAACGAAUACGCCCUUUCGACGAACAGCGGGCGAGUGAAUCGGGUCGGAGUCGGCGAAAUAGCCGACGCCUCCCACCAGAAGGGCUGAACUUCAGACAGUUUGAAACCGCCCUCGAAGGCGUUCUCGAGGUGUUGGCAGUCGAUUCCGGACAACCCUGCUUUGGUUGUGGCGGUGGUGGCGGGGAAGAUGAUAGCGAAAAUAAUAUCGUUGGUUUCGGGGGUACCAGUGAGGGUGGGGAGGGCGAUAUCGGCAGUGUGGUUGGUGGUGGAAAGACAAUACGACAACGAACGGUGAGGAUGGCGCCGAGGCUCGCGAUGGCCAGUGUUGUUCAACUGGCAAAGGAGCUGGCCACGAAAGACCUGCUCGCUAGAGAUUGCCAUGCGAGAGAGACUUUAGCUCUGCUAGAUCCUUCUCUCCAGUGUAUCUUGGACGUCAACGAACAGGUAGGAAAUGCCGAGACGCAGAGAUCAUGA